Messenger RNA from Parasteatoda tepidariorum (common house spider), 8631 nucleotides. RefSeq names its product zinc-RING finger and ankyrin repeat domain-containing protein rolling pebbles (gene rols). Lineage: Eukaryota; Metazoa; Arthropoda; Arachnida; Araneae; Theridiidae. The record is from RefSeq and is a predicted model, not a curated record. Gene Ontology annotation, molecular function: protein binding.
GCUUUAUUUUGGAAUAAAUAAUAAGUUUUUUUUUUGGUUAUGUGGUUUUGUAUCCGGCCAUAAUCCGAUGGAUAUUUUGUGAAAUCUUGUUACAUUUUGUGUUUAAGGUGGUGUGAUCAUUUUUUCUUGUGAACACAUUCUUUUUACAAGUACCGGCUUGGAAUAAUAUCGUUCGGAUAGCAUCGUGCACUUGUUGUGGAUGUUUUAACAGUUAUACAACAUCAAUGAUGAUAAUGAACUAUAGUUCUAACUCUUUAUUGGAACUAUCACACAUAUCAUGAUAGAUACGGAUAGCUCUGAGUACCAUAAGUGGUACAAUGAUGUAGACACUGUUAGAAAGAUGGUUCUGGAUAAUGGUGGCACAUUAUGUCCAACAUGUUGCACUCCUUUUGACAAGGGAAAACACAGGAAACUCAUAGACACGUGUGGACAUGAACUCUGCUAUGCCUGCAUCAACUCAGACCACUGCCCACUCUGCCUUAAUCAUGCUCAAGCCCAGUAUCAGCAACACUUAUCCCAAGAUGUUGGUAUUCCUAGGCCUCGUCUAAAAACCAAUGGUCAUUUCACAACAUACAUGCAAGUAAGGGAUAAGGCAUCUCCUGAAAGACCUCUACCUGUAGGAGCCCUUCCACCUAAAGCAGCAAAGCCAUGUUUGCCCUCAAGGACACCAGCUGCCUGUAGUCCUCGUAUGUCUAGGCCAUCUCGAAAUUACAGGCAUAUGAAAUGGCCUAAUCCACUUAUGGAAGAUUCUCACACAGCUUUAUCUGAUGAUGAAGUUCAGUCCAACUCGAAGCACUUUAGAAAUCAUGACUUGUAUACACGCCUUGGUCUUUUGCUUGGAGACCGUACACCAUUGUCCAGUUCAAGGGUCAAUAUCAGCAGUUAUUGUCCUGAGUCCUAUCCUAGUAUCUCAUCCCUUGCCAGUAGUGAUGCAAACACCACCAAUACAAGUCCUCUGUCAACACUGACAGAUUCAUCAGAUCCUGAUCACAUGCCUCGUACUAACGGCUUGCGUUCUGCUAGUCGAGAUCAGAGCUCAGACAGUGUAGUAUCUCUCAUCAGCACAAGUACCGGUAACAGUUCAUGCAGUAGUCCUUUUGGUACCAAUUUUCAAAGGCAUACUCUUGCCAGAACUAGUGAUAGCUUUGUACAAAUUGCUAAACGUAAUUUGUCAAGAAGGCAGGCGUAUCAUAACAGUGAUGAAAGUGCUUUGAACUUUUCUGCUGCUUGUAGAAAGAAUGUUUCUAAAAUAAUAAAUAAAACAUUGAAACCCUUAUAUUUUGAAGUUCCUCAACCUGAGCAAGAUCCUUUAUUUAUUGGUCGACAGUGGCUUUUUAAAGAAAUUGAACAGGAAAUAUCUGAUCCGAAAAGUAGAAAAGCAAUUGCUAUUGUUGGUGGUCCUGGCAGUGGGAAAACGGCAAUAGUAUCUCAAUUGGUUGAACAUAGUUCCUUUAGGAUGAAAAAAGAAGAGGCUAUUUAUCAUGAUAUCCAGUCUUUGGAUGGCAGUGAUUACAACAUGUCCAAUUCAAGCAGCAGUGACUCUGGUCUUUACCAGUCAAUAUCAACCUUACAUCACAGCGGUGCACGUUCCUUGGGCAAUCGACUAGUUGCUUAUCAUCUUUGUCAGGCUGACAACAACAUCACAUGUAUGGUGCUUGAAUUCGUACAUAGCAUAGCUGCACAACUCUGCAAGGCACCUCAGUUAACUGCUUAUAGAGACCUUGUGGCUAGAGAUAUAAGGCUUCAAGAAAUUUUAAGCUUGUCUUCCUGCAUAAGUGACCCAAGUGCUGCAUUCAUUCAUGGCAUCAUCGAACCAUUGUCUAGUUUGAGAUCUCGAAAUAGGAUUCCCAAUGCAACGUGUCUAUUGAUUGUGGAUGGUCUGAAUGAAGCAGAAUACCAUAGACCUGAUUAUGGUGAUACCAUUGCCUCAUUUCUAACCCACCAUUUUGAGGUCAUUCCUUCAUGGCUAAAGGUUGUUGUCACUAUACGCACUAGUUUUAGUGAUCUCAUCAAACGAUUACCUACUCACUGCAUCUCACUGGAUAAAGUUCCGACCAAUGAAAAUAUCCAGAAAGAUCUAUGCAAUUAUGUGAUGCAUAGAAUUAACACCAGUCCUUUGAUUCGUGCCAAUAUCACCAUAAACAAUAGCAAAGUAGAAGGAAUAGCUAACUCAAAGUUUGCUGCUCACCUGUCCAAUCUCAGUAAAGGUUGUAUGCUGUAUAUACGUUUGACAUUAGAUCUGAUUGAAAGGGGUCACCUUGUGGUCAAGAGUAGCAGCUAUCGUGUCCUUCCUGUCUGCCUUAGUGAAGUCUACAUGUUAAGUUUUAAUCUGAAAUUUACUACAAUUAAAUCAUAUGAAAAGGUUAUUCCCAUUCUUCAAAUUUGUCUUGCCUCUCUUUAUCCUUUAACUCUUCAAGAGCUUUUUUAUACUUUAAAUGCUAAGUGCGUGAGUGAGGGUAUAUCUUGGGACUCUUUCAUGGGCUGCAUGGAUAUACUCAUAUCCAAUCAAUUCAUAGUGAAAAGACAGGACAGUACAAUCAUGUUUGUACAUCCAUCCAUGAGGGAAUGGCUACUCAGGAGGGAAGAGAACGAAAGCAACAAGUUCCUGUGUGAUGUCCGUGGGGGACAUGCGGCAAUUGCUUUUCGAAUCAGCCGUGCAAAGACAGCAAAAACAGCUGAUGACUGUUUAGAGCUAGGUCAUCAUGUGUUGAAAGCUCACAUCUACAAAAACUCUCCUCAAGACAUUCUGCAUACGUGCUUGCCGAGAGACCUUCAAGCGUACUGGCUACAGCUUUCCAGUAGUUGCAUACAGUCUGGCUUGGGAUCCAUUAGAAAUUUAUACAGCCCAAAUGUUAAAGUGAGUCGAUUGUUGUUGUUAGCUGGUGCUGAUCCUAACUAUAGAAUCCAGUUGCUUUACAACAUGCCAAUUGUUGCUGUUGCUGCAGAACAAGGAUUUUUGGAAAUGGUAUCCCAGUUGGUGGAAUUUGGGGCAAACGUAAAUGCUACUUCAAACAAAGGACUUGGUGCACUAGCUUUAGCUUCUGGUAAAGGAUUUAUUGAUAUUGUUAGGCUUCUCACUGCAAAUGGUGCAAAGAUUAAUCAAGUUGAUCAUGAUGGAAAAUGCCCUGUUAUUUAUGCAGCUACUAAAGGACACCUAGAUAUCAUUAUGCAUUUAUUUCAAAGUGAUUGGCCAUUGGAUGAUAAAACCGCACCAAGUUUUUCGGAGGCUGCUCAAUCAUGUCUAGUUACUUCAGCACUCAAUGGUCAUGCAAAUGUUUGUGAGUUUCUUUUGGACAUGCCGGAAGUAAAUAUCAGUGGCCUGGAUGCACUGACUGGCCACUCUGCACUGACUGCCGCAAGCUCUUCAGGUCAUUUGCAAGUGUGUAGUGUCCUAUUGAGGCGCGGGGCCUCAGUUUCCUCUACAAAUCAACAGAAGGACACUCCCCUGUUAUGUGCUGCUUCUGAGGGACACUGGGAAGUGGCCGAAAAACUCAUGAUGCAUGGAGCAUCCAUUGAAGAGACUGAUUCAUUGGGUAGAACUCCAUUAAUGAUGGCUGCCAUUGGUGGACACCCAGUUCUUGAGCUGUUGUUAUCUAAAGGCGCAGCUUCUGAAGUCACUGAUCGUGAUGGUAUGACUGCACUGAGUUGGGCUUGCCUUAAAGGUCACUAUCAAGCUGUUCAGUGUUUACUAAGACAUGGAUUUGCAGUGAACCUUGCUGAUAGAAGUGGCCGAACACCACUGGAUUUUGCUGCUUAUAACGGAGAUCCUGAAAUAGUUCAAUUAUUGUUGGAUUCAGGUGCAUCUAUGGAAAAUGUUGAUUCAACUGGAAUGAAACCACUUGACAGAGCAGUUGGUUGUAAAAAUGCUGCCGCGGUUGUCAGAUUCUUACAUAAAGGGGCAAAACUUGGCUCCAAAACAUGGACAAUGGCUGAAGGAAAUCCAGAAAUUCUUGCUUUGCUUUUCUCUAAGCUUCUUGAGGAUGCCACUGUCUUGUGCAAAAGGGGACGUUUGAAAGAUGCCACCCACAGGUAUCAGUACGCCCUGAAGAAGUUCCAGAUGGAAAGUGAGGUAGAAAGAGAUCCUAGAUUUGUCAAAAUAAAGUAUCAACUUCUUUUAGGCUUGUCACGUUGUAGGAGAAAAAUGGACGAACCUAAACUUGCUGUUGAAGCAGCUGAACAAGCCAUUUCUUUGAAACCCCAAUCAUUUGAAGGAUACUAUGCAAGAGGAAGAGCACAUGAAGCACUUGGAUUCAAUGAAAAUGCCUUAUCGGAUAUCCUGGAAGCGUUGAGGUAUGCACCACAAAACCAGGAAAUGAAGCGUGCCCUGAUGAGGUUAAAAGAACAAAUCUCAAAUUCAUCAUCUGCACCCCAAAAUAAUUACAAUGAUGACAGCACUCUUGGAUUCAGUGGCCCAGACACUUCCCAGCUAGAUGAUCUUGGCUCCACAGAAACUAUUGACAGGCUGUGCAACUUGACUUUAAAUCUCGUCGAAGAUUUAAACCAACUUAAAGAUAGAAUGCAAGACAGUGGAUGUGAAAGUAUUCAUUGAUUUUUUUAGAAUGAACUUGACAUUUAUUGCAUUUAACUUCACACAGUAACUCCUGGUGCUUGCAAAGUUUAUUUUCAAUCAAAAACUCAUCUUUUGUUCUUAUUUGUAAAAAUACAUGUACAUAUUUACAGUUGUACAAGGGUUGGCUACAUUUCUUCAUGCAAAUACUUUUAAUGUGGUGAUCUAUAAAUGUAAAAUUUUCUUGAAAUCCUUUUUCGAGAAGUAUGUAAUAAGUUAUAUUUAUACAUUCAAUAAGUCUUUAAUUUGUAUUGCACAUGUUUUAUGUACAAUGCACUAAAUAAAAAUAUUUAUAGUACCCUAAUAACUUAUGAUUCAGUGAUCGGAUUAUCACAUAGUAAUGUUGCUCAGUCUUUAUGGUUCAAAGGUCAUGACUAAAACAUGCUAAAUAGUUUGUGCAAAUGAUAAUUUAACUUAUUAAAUUAGACUUUUUCUGGAUAAACGUACUUUUUCUCCCAAGGAUUUCGAUAUUUUUUACCCUUAAAAUAAGGAGUGGUUGAAAUAUAGCAAAAUUAUUGUACCAAUAGUUAAGGCGGUAUACUGUCGUGCAAUUGAAAAAUCCACGUAAGGGACAAAAAAUUCAAAAUUGAGAUUUUUAUAUAUUUGGCAUUAUUGUAAAAUUAGCUACAUACUGCAAAUUUUUUUUUUCAAAAAUAAAUUUUGCUUUAGUAGUUUUUUGAAUUUCUAUUUUAGCGUUCAUAGCAUUAGCAAUGGAAGAGAAAUAGUUGUUAAGCCAUUUUUCUCAGAGUGAGUCGUGAAGAACUUGUGUUGCUUUUUCAAUUGCACGGCAGUAUUUUGAUCAUAACUUUAGACCCCUUAGUGCUAAUUAAACAUUUCGUGAAUUUCGUCAUAUUUUUACAUUUUAAUUUUCAAAGAAUUAGUCCUUCAAUUCCCUUCAUUACAUUUUAGAAUUACAUGGAUAGAGUUGGCGUAAAAAUGCGCAUACCUUACAAUUUAAAAUAUUUUUGACAAUUUUUAAAUUUAAUAAUAAAAUAUAAUUAAUUAUAAAAUAAUAUUUUUUAUAAAAUUAUCUUAGCAUGAAUAAGGUAUUGUAGUAAAAUUUUUUUGAGUUCUCUCUAGUUGAGUUAUUUUUGAAGAUUUUUUUGUGUAUCAUCUCUAUGGCUAAAAAUACAAUGUUUAGCAUUCCCGCAAUAGCCUGUUAAAGACCAAAAGGGUCAAGCAAGCUAAGGCUCCACAAUUUCGCGACCAGCGCCAUGAUUGUAGCAACAUGGUCAAUAAUAUACGCAGGCCACCUUUAUUCAACUGACAAUCUGGUUCUUACUAAUCUGAAGUUGUGUGGGCUUCAAGCCACUAUUGAGGAUUGGAUUCCAGUACUUUGCAAUGACAGCUCAGUGUCUUAACCACUGAGUCAUUGUGGCUCAAAAUUAACAUCAUGAGCUUAAACUUUCGAGUGCUCACCUACCUCAAGUAUUGGAACCAUCUUUUCCAGGUUACCAUUACCUCCCAUAUUUUAAGGGUCAAGAAUUAGAAUCGGGGAAAAAGAUAUACUUUUAUUUGUCGAAAGUACAUUUUUGUGUCUCAUUUUGUAAUUUUCAAGUGUCAUCUGCACAAACUAAUUAAUAAUAAGGUUAGGCUCUCGAACCACCAUUAAGACCGAGACAUAAAAAUCCUAUUUUUAGAUCAAAAAUUAAGUUGUUUGUUUUAUUUAUUGCUUACGGUACAUAUAUUUAACUCAGGUUUUUUAAAACUUAUCAUUUCUUACCAUAUCUAUUUAUGAAUCCUUAUAUGGUAAUGCAGUAAAUAAAAUCUAAGAUUAUAAAUAACCUAUGUUACAAUAUGAAAUUAAAUUUUUAUUUUGUUAAAUUUUUACACCAAAAAUUUCAAUUACUUUAAUCCAGUAUGAAUAUCAUUGGAUGAAAGGUAGUAAAAACAUGAUUAUAAAAAUAUUGUUUGGUAUAAAUAAUCAUCAAAAAAUGUUAUGCAAUAUGGUUAAUUCAAAAUAUUUAUUCUAUUCAGAUAUAUACUUCUUUGAUUGUAUAGGAAAUUUUUUCUAAAAUGUUUAAAGAAACGGCUUCAGUCAUUUGGCCAUCCAAAUGACUGAACAUACAGUAUACUCUCGAUAUCUCAAAGUUGAAGGGAUACUUAAAAAAAUUUCAAGAUAGCGAGUUUUGGAGAUAACAACUUCAGAACUAAAUAUGUUUUAAAAAGUAGAGUCAUAAAACAUAAGAAUAACUAUUAUUAAAUAUGUAAGUAAUGAUAGAUGUCUAAAUACAACAAUGAUAGUUUCAUUUUUAAAAGUAAGAUAAAAAGAAUUAUGCAUGAAGUAGAAAAGAAAUGGUUUACAAUAAACUUACUUUGUGAAAUUUUCGAAAAAACUCAUUUUCCAUUUCGAAAAAAAUUCUGCAUGACAAGGUUUUGAGAAGAAUACUUCAACAUAGAAUUUCAAGUUAACAUGAGUAGAUAUAUAAUGCCAAGGGGGAAAUCAUUUAUUUGACAUAGAAAGGUUUUCGAGAUAUCGAGAAUAUACUGUAUAUGUUGUUUAUAUAUUACUUCUUCAUUUCAUUUCUUAAUAUUAUAUAUAUCAAUAUUAUGUGUAUUAUUAAAUUCAAAGCAUUUCUGAGAACCAUUUUUCAAAAUUUUGUAGCUCUUCUGUUGUAUAAAAAUGUAAAUUGCAUUGUUGUUGUUUUUUUUAAUUCUUUAAAUACUUGAAGGAACUGUCAACAUAAUUUUUUUUUAUUAUUUAGUAAUAACUUUUUCUAUAAAACUUUGUAUUACGUUGUAUUUAGGAAUUGUGCAUCAUUCUGAAACUUUUUGUGAUAGUGUUCCAUCCAUAUUUAUUGUGUUUUCAAUGCAGCUGUAGACUUAUUUAUUAUUUUAUAAAUUAUUAAUAAAUUUUUAAAACACUAAUAUUUCAUUAAUUAUAUUUUUAUUAAAAUUUAAUGUGAACAAUAAUUUUUAUCUUUUUUUUUUAUUUCAAAAACUUUCCGUUUCAAACAAUAGUGCUGUUUAUCAAUAUUAAUGGAUAAAGUGCAAAAUUAAAUAACUUUCAAUUAAAAUUUUAGUUAUUAUAUUAAAGGUACUUUAAAAUAGUUACUGACAGAACGAUAUUUUAAAUCCUUUAUGUAAUAUUUAGUAUACUGUACUAUUAAAAGACUUAGUAAUACUAAAAAGAUAUUAAUUUUUGAAAUAUUGUUAACAUUUUUUGAUUAAAUGCAAAAAGAAUAAUUAUUUAUACAUUGUUUAUCUUAGCGGUUCCCCAUUCUUUUUGGCUAUGGAACCCUAAAUAAUUGACGAUUUAUUGACGGAACCCAAAAAUGGUUAUUGCGGAAACUUAUGUAUUUAUUAAAGAAUUUAUUUAUUUUGAUUUGCAAAGUGAGAUAUGAAAUACUGAUGGAAUUUUGUAUAAAUGCUUGUUGUUGUUUUUUUUUUUUCAUUAUUUAUUCAAUAUAUUGUUAUUGGAAGUAUAAUAUUUUCCUUUAAAAAAUAUCUUUUUUUUUUCAGUGACAUUUUACUUAACGUAAUUUCAUAAAAACUACCACAAGAUAAAAUAAAUUAUGAAGUAUAUGUUUCAUUGAAAUAUAAUCCAAAGUUUUAAAAUUCAUAACUGGUUAUAAAGAAGUACUAACUCUUGGAACACCAAUUGGGAACUGAUGGUUUACCUUAUACAUUAUUAACAUAUUAUUAACAUAUUUUCUGUUAAAGAAAAAUCAUCUGUCUUUAUGAUCAUUUUAUAUUUGGUUUAGGAAACUCUUUUGUUUGGACCAUUUUAUAUGAAAUAUUAGCUUGUUCAACAUUCCUUGAUUGUACAUAAAUUAAAUUAAAUUUAGAUGUGUAAAUAAAGUGUAGAUAAUUGUCUUACUUUUGUAAAUAUAUUUCAAAGACUGUGAUCAUAAAUUUUAGAAGUUUUAUAGAAUUGUAAAUAAUUAAGUGUUGACUAUGUAGUAGACUUGUUUUUCAAGGUGAUAUUCUGAAAUAAUUAUUUUUAUUCAAUUUCUAAUGUGUAAAAAGACUUUUGUCAAAAGUGUUCAUUUAUUUGUUUUGUUUUAAUGCUGUAACUAUAUUACUUUUUGAACUAAUAGUUGCAAUAAAACAGUUGAAAUGAG